GUAAUGAGCAAUUUGAAGUCCAUUCAUACAGUUUGGAAGUUCAAAUUAUAAAGUUUUUCUGCCUCUAUAUUGAUCACUUUUUUUCCCUUGUGAAUUUGCUAAGGUUCUUCCAUGAUGGCCAUAGAAUAUGAAGAGAUAAGAAAAGCUACCAAAAACUUCCAAUCCGACCGGUUGGUAGGGAGAGGAGGAUCUAGUAGCAUUUACAAGGGAUGGAUUGACGAGCACAAUCUUACCGCGGUGAAGCCUGGAUCUGGAAUUGUUGUUGCUAUCAAGAAGAUGAAUCUUGAAGGACAUCAAGAACAUAAGGAGUGGGUGGAUGAAAUAAUUUAUCUGAGCCAACUCCGUCACCCGAAUUUGGUGAAGCUCAUUGGAUAUGGCUGUAACACAGACAAGAGGAUUGUGGUGUAUGAGUUCAUGCCCAAAGGAAGCUUGAACAAUCACUUGUUCACAAGAGUGCAUGAAGCCCUUCCUUGGGCAACAAGAACCAAAGUGGCUAUAGGUGCUGCUACAGCUCUCGCCUUCUUGCACGGCUUGGAAACACCAGUCAUACAUGGAGCCAUUAAAAGUAGUGAUAUUCUUUUGGAUGCAGACUUCAACGCCAAGUUGUCGAACUUUGGCAUUGUUAGAUAUAGUGGUAGGAUUCAACAAGUCAUAGUCCCAUAUAUUGCUCCGGAGUGCUGGGCAACAGGUUGCUCGACCACGAGAUGUGACGUGUUCGGCUUUGGAGGGGUUCUGCUAGAGCUGAUGUCGGGGCUUCCAGUAAUUGAUCGAAUGCGGCCUGCUGAAAAGCGUGAUCUGGUGAAGUGGGCAACACCUUAUCUGAAAGACAAAAGGAGAGUGUGGAAGGUAGUGGAUAGCAGAUUAAUGGGUGAAUAUCCUCAGGAAGAGGCAUGCAAACUUGCCAACAUAGUGCUGCAGUGUGUGAGUGAAGAUCCAAGCUUAAGACCAGGGAUGUCUGAGGUUGUAGCUGAACUACAAAAACUGCAAUAAUCAAGCAUGUUUUGGAUGCUUCUGGAAGGAAUGUUUUCUGAUUAUAUAAACAAUAUUUAAUUUUCUUGUUACAGGAUGUUGUGGCUUAUAUAAACAUAUGAUUACUUUGUAGGUACAUUUUGAUGUUUUUGUAAAAUAGUCUGAGGAAAAUAUAUACUUGGAGGCAGUAGUGUAUGAGGUUC
This is a messenger RNA of Salvia miltiorrhiza (redroot sage), 1172 nucleotides long. RefSeq names its product probable serine/threonine-protein kinase PBL3. Lineage: Eukaryota; Viridiplantae; Streptophyta; Magnoliopsida; Lamiales; Lamiaceae. Bases 112 to 990 code for a protein of 292 amino acids. Gene Ontology annotation, molecular function: ATP binding; protein kinase activity. Gene Ontology annotation, biological process: protein phosphorylation. The record is from RefSeq and is a predicted model, not a curated record. The transcript is spliced from 5 exons.